AGAAACGACUUGUUGCAAUCAUCCAAAAGAUUUCAUAAGAGUUUUGCUGAGAAGACGGAAGUACAUUAUGCCUACUGUAAGACACUGACUCGAUGGAAAACACUGAGCAUGGCUGAAAUUAGAAGGAAUCUUGACCACUGCCCUCUUCUCUUGUCAAAUGUCAAGUUUUAUUCCGGGAAUUGAGAUGCUCAUUCUGAAACUUAAUUGCGUAUUAGAAAGUAGGCGAGUCUGUUCGUGACACAAAGAGACAGAUUCAAUACAAGGCGAACGAGGAGACGACAGGUUCACAUCCUCAGAAUCAUUAUGGCAACCCAGGCAUUCAUUGACUUCACUGCUGGAGCAAUAGGUGGUACAGCAUGUGUGCUGAGCGGUCAGCCGUUUGACACCACAAAGGUGAAGAUGCAGACAUUCCCCAAAGUGUACCGAGGCUUCGUCCACUGCUUCUCCUCCACCUUCCGGCAGGUGGGGGUUCGUGGUCUCUACAAAGGUGCGACUCCAGCCCUCAUAGCCAACAUCAGCGAGAACGCCGUGCUCUUCCUGAGUUACGGUCGCUGUCAGGAUGUGGUCCGCUACGUGUGCAACAUGGAGAAAGGGUCCAAUCUGAGUGAUAUCCAGAAGGCCUCCGCAGGGUCUUUGGCUUCCAUCUUCUCUGCCAUGGCCAUUUGCCCAACCGAGUUGGUGAAAUGUCGCUUGCAGGCCAUGCAUGAAAUGGAAGCAAGCGGCAAGGUGGCGAGUGGACAGAGAAGCACAGUGUGGACAGUGGUGAAGACAGUGAUGAAGACAAACGGUCCUCUUGGUUUCUAUCAGGGACUGUCGUCCACCAUCGUGAGGGAGAUUCCUGGUUACUUCUGCUUUUUUGGCGCCUAUGAACUGUGUCGCUCCAAAUUUGCUCAGUACAUGGGCACAGACAAAGAAAGUAUAGGUAUGCUUCCUCUGAUGUUCAGCGGUGGAUUUGGGGGAGCUUGUCUCUGGUUGGUGGUCUAUCCCAUAGACUGUGUGAAGUCCAGGAUCCAGGUGCACUCUUUAGCUGGGAAGCAGGAGGGUUUCAGGAAGACCUUCAUGGGAAUCAUUCGCACUGAGGGGAUCACUGCUCUGUACUCCGGCCUGACCCCGACCAUGAUACGAACCUUCCCUGCCAACGGAGCUCUUUUCCUGGCUUAUGAGUUCAGCCGCAAGUUAAUGAUGGAGAGAGUGGGGGUCUGAUGUGGAAGAUGUUUACACUUGAACCAAGUAUUCUGGUCUAACUUUUCACUUUCCAAUUGCUUUUGUCAUGGUUGUAUUGUAUUUUGGUGUGAACAACUUUGUUUCAGUGCAAUUCAUGUUUUUUUUUGUUUUUUUUUUUAAUAAAGCUUUACUCUUCAGUAUUUAUGCAGCUCUGCUGAUUCUGCUCGGCGAGACCAGCACUGACAUUAAGUUUGAAUUAUAUUAAUGUUGGUCCAUGCACAGCUUUCAUCAAACAUGGAAACAAUGGAUCAGAUAAAACAUUUAUUAUGACAAAUUUUAGUCAAAUAAAAAACAUUUUAUUUGUCCUUAUUUGAGGUGGAUAUCAAGAGUUAGAGGAGCUUAUAGCAGUGUAACACCUCUCAUUUCAUAUUCCUCUGUCCAGUGAUGUGUGUAAGCUUGGACUUUAAGCCAACAUGUUGAAUAUGAAGAACACUGAGCCUAGUAUAGGAGCUUCAUAACAAUUUCCUGCCAUUGCCACACCCUCUUCUGCAAAAACUCAAAGUCAAGGUCUUGUUUGUUUGAAGUUGAAGAGUAUCCAAUGGAAGGCCUACAGAAGGUUAGUUGGAAAUGGGAC
Labrus mixtus (cuckoo wrasse) is the source of this 1798-nucleotide messenger RNA. RefSeq names its product solute carrier family 25 member 15a (gene slc25a15a). The coding region runs from base 304 to 1203 and encodes 299 amino acids. NCBI's taxonomy places the organism in Eukaryota, Metazoa, Chordata, Actinopteri, Labriformes, Labridae. Gene Ontology annotation, biological process: mitochondrial L-ornithine transmembrane transport. The transcript has 7 exons. Gene Ontology annotation, molecular function: L-ornithine transmembrane transporter activity. The record is from RefSeq and is a predicted model, not a curated record.